UAGUUUUAUCCCGACGGUCCCAAGCAGCUGGCUGCUCCUUUGACCUUCAACUCCGGCGCCGCCGUACGUCGCCGAGACCCUGAUGGGCCGGCCGGCGCGCUCCCGGUCUCCGGCCACCGUGCCGCCUCCGCCGACUACCGAACUUCGCUCCACCAAGAUCUCAUUCCGCUCCCGUAAGAUCGUCAAGACACCACCGGGAAAACCCCUCACAACGGCCGCCGGGGCACCACCGUUAACGGCGCCGGCGCCUUUACUUCCAGUGCUGCCGGCGCUUUCCUCGCCGGGAGCGAUAGCUGCCGCGCUAAGCCACCUCCAAGCUGCGGACCCCCUCCUCUCCGCGGUCAUCGCCUCCACUGAGCCCCCCACCUUCGCCGCUUCUCCCUCCCUCCCCGCAUUUCACUCCCUCGCACGCUCCAUUCUCUACCAGCAGCUCGCGACCGCCGCCGCCAACGCCAUCUAUGCUCGUUUCCUCGAACUCCUCCCUGCCGCAGUCUCCGACGGGGUAACCCCUGCCGCGGUCCUUGCCCUCGCCACUGCCGACCUGCGCACCAUCGGCGUCUCCGGCCGCAAGGCCUCCUACCUCCACGACCUCGCGACCAGAUUCGCAGCCGGGGAGCUUUCUGAUUCCGCCGUCGCCGCCAUGGACGAAUCUGCGCUCCUCGCCGAGCUCACCAAAGUGAAAGGCGUUGGCGAGUGGACAGUCCACAUGUUCAUGAUCUCGCUGCAGCGCCCCGACGUGCUUCCGUGCGGCGACCUUGGCGUUCGUAAGGGCGUGCAGGAGCUGUACAACUUGAAGACCCUGCCCAAGCCAGAGGAGAUGGCGGCAUUGUGCGAGCGGUGGAGGCCCUACCGGUCAGUCGGCGCGUGGUACAUGUGGCGCCUCAUGGAGAGCAAGGGCGCUGCAGCCAAGAAGAAGAAGAAGGGUAAUGCGAGCUCUUAGUUAGGUAUGUAAUGUCAAUAUGCCAUGUAUGUCAUGAUCUUAUGUAUUUGCUGUCCCAGGUUGUUAGAUUUAAUCAUUUAGAUGAUUCUGGGGUAGACGGUGACCAAGAUUUGUGAAUUGUUGCGGCUCUGUCUGUCCUUGCAGAGCUGCAACCGAAGUCAAUUGCUAACACGCUUGCCAUUGUAUUAGAUAUUCAAAAUCGAUGCUACUAUGCUUGUAAGCUUGUACCGCUGAGCAUAAUAAUUUGAGGGUUUCUUUCCUGAUUCUUGUUUAGAGAAACAGGAAUUUUGUUGUUGGAAAAUGAUA
Molecule: messenger RNA, 1246 nt
Organism: Panicum virgatum (switchgrass)
Lineage: Eukaryota; Viridiplantae; Streptophyta; Magnoliopsida; Poales; Poaceae
Product: probable DNA-3-methyladenine glycosylase 2
Exons: 1
Coding region: 83-940 (285 amino acids)
Biological process (GO): base-excision repair, AP site formation; DNA alkylation repair; base-excision repair
Cellular component (GO): protein-DNA complex; nucleus
Molecular function (GO): DNA-3-methyladenine glycosylase activity; DNA-7-methylguanine glycosylase activity; alkylated DNA binding
Source: RefSeq, a predicted model, not a curated record